Malus domestica (apple) is the source of this 660-nucleotide messenger RNA. The record is from RefSeq and is a predicted model, not a curated record. Lineage: Eukaryota; Viridiplantae; Streptophyta; Magnoliopsida; Rosales; Rosaceae.
AUGGCGGCAGUCUUCUUCCUCUUUCGUCUCUCAAUCUUCUUCCUCUCCUCAACAUUCACCUCCACCGCCUCCUCCUCCUCCUCCUCCUCUCCUCCUUCAUAUCCAGACGGAGCAACUGAGGAGGAGGGACAGGUUCUGGACUGGACUGUCGACUGUGAAGGGGAGCAGAAGUUUUGGGCCCUGGACAGUUGUCCUUGUGGCACUGGGCCUGGGCCGGGCCUGGUCACAGGGCGCUCCUACCGGAUAGAUUGCGGUAGCCUCUCAGUUUCCAUCGACUCAUUCAACACCACCCGGCUCUCCGAAGGCUUAUUCACCGGCGGCGCUAUCUCCCCCGUCUCCGAACCCCUCCGAUUCCGCCAAACCCACGAGAAGACCCUCUGCUACUUUCCCCUCUCCUCCAGCGAAAAAACUGCUACGCCAUCCCCAAUUUGUCCCCCGGCCGAUACUUCAUCCGCACAUUCACCGUGUACGACAACUACGAUGGCGAAUCCCACUCCCCCUCCUUCGACGUCUCCGUCGUGGGCACUGUCAUCUUUUCCUGAAGCUCCCCUUUGCCCGAUGACCUCGCCCGAACCGGCGCAUACUCGGAUUUAUUCGCUUUCGUCGCCGACUCCAACGCCGAUGUCUGCUUCCACAGCAUUGCCAAUGACGCUCCCGUAA